AUGGGUGUCUUGGGCUGUGGAUUAUGCUUGUGGAGAAAGAAGCAUAAAUAUGGGUUCCAGACUGUGGAGCUCAAAGUUCCUAUGGACUGUCCGGGGUGUGAAACCAAAGUCAAGGACACUGUAUCUUCCAUUAAAGGUGUGGAGUCAGUGGAGGUGAGCAGAGAGGAGAAUAAGAUAACAGUGAUUGGGUAUGUGGAUCGGAACAAGGUGCUGAAGGAGGUGAAAUCAGGAGUGGGGAAUAGUGCAGAAUUCUGGCCGUACGUACCAUACAAUCUGGUGUAUAAUCCAUGUGCCCCAAAGUUUUAUGAUAUGGAGGCCCCUGCAGGCCACGUCCUGAAUGCCGACUAUAGAUAUUUUUCAGAGUCAAAUCGCACCAACGAGAGAUAUACAGCGCUCUUUAGCGAUGAUAAUGCUCAUGCCUGCACGAUUAUGUAG
Messenger RNA from Cryptomeria japonica (Japanese cedar), 435 nucleotides. Its product is annotated as heavy metal-associated isoprenylated plant protein 21-like. The transcript has 3 exons. Lineage: Eukaryota; Viridiplantae; Streptophyta; Pinopsida; Cupressales; Cupressaceae. The record is from RefSeq and is a predicted model, not a curated record. The coding region runs from base 1 to 435 and encodes 144 amino acids. Gene Ontology annotation, molecular function: metal ion binding.